This is a messenger RNA of Xylaria bambusicola, 1017 nucleotides long. RefSeq lists its product as uncharacterized. The coding region runs from base 1 to 1017 and encodes 338 amino acids. The record is from RefSeq and is a predicted model, not a curated record. The transcript has 3 exons. Gene Ontology annotation, molecular function: dioxygenase activity. NCBI's taxonomy places the organism in Eukaryota, Fungi, Ascomycota, Sordariomycetes, Xylariales, Xylariaceae.
AUGGCAGCAGGUCCAGUUCCCACUCUUAUGCCUGUGGCAAAGUUGGAAACUGUCGUGUUUUCAAAGAUACUAGAUCGCGAUGCAGAGCAAAUGAGCAACCUAAUGUCCGCAAUUCAAACUGUUGGUUUCUUCUACCUCGACCUCUCGGACAAGUAUUCCGAGGGCAUGUUGCGGAAUUUGGAGAAGUGUAGUUCGGUUAUGAAAGAUUGGUUCAGUGAGCCCGACACUACAAAGAGCCAAUACAAGACAAUCAGCAUGGCAUCUCAUGGAUACAAGCCAAUUGGAUCUCAGGCAGGCACUCAUGGUGGGCGAGACGGGUGGGAAGUCUUGAAGACUGGCAGCCUUGAGAUUUCAGCGAGAUGGGGACUCAUCCCCCCAGUAGAGAAACACUACGAGACCUUUUCGACGUUCCAGCGCCAAUGUGAUUAUGUCAGUAGAAUGAUACUCGACAGAGUAUCUAAUGCAUUGGGCCUAGGGGCCGAGAACAGCCUUAACAGGACGCACCGCGGGGACUGCCCGUCCAAAAGCGCCGUCGCGUACCUUCACUACAUUCCCCUGGACCCCACGGGAGAGAACGUAGGGCACAACAUGCACACUGACUACGGCACAUUGACUCUUGUUUUCGCGUCCCAAUGGGGACUGCAAGUCCUCUACCCUACAGGCCCUUGCAGCGAGGACCGUGAGUGGCAGUGGGUCGAGCCUCGGGCGAAUUGCGCCAUCGUGAACGUCGCCGAUGUCCUACAUUUCCUCACUGGCCGCAGGCUGAUCUCAGCUGUCCAUCGCGUGCUGCCUUUGGCUGACGAACACCGCUAUUCCGUGACUUAUUUCCUGCGUCCGAGCGAUGACACGCUGAUGAAGGAUACCGAAGGGAAAGACGUGAACGUCAUGGACUGGUAUACGAAGAAGAACAACAACUAUGAGGCACCCGCUCACAUGCAGGACAAGUCUUUCCUCGUUGGUGGCCUGUAUAAGGACGGCUUCGGCAUUGCUGAGGAAAAGGCCAUGAAUGCAGGUUGA